AUGGACCUAGUGACAGACAUACAAAUGGCAGGUUACAGGUUUCAGCACGCCUGCGACAAGGUCGAUCGGGAGCGGAACCUAGCGAAGGAGCGGGAGGCGAAGGCGGCGCAGAUAUUGGCCGACGCGACGGCCCGAGAGGCGGAAAAGCUGUCGAUCAUUCAGAGGGCAGAGGCGGCGGAGCUGGCGCUGGGGCAGGCGGUCAUGAAACAAGAGAGGAUCAUUACGGAACUGGAGAAGGCCAAGGCGGAGAUAGAGAAGCUCAAGGAGGAGGCCGAGACGCGAAAGCGCAAAGGCGGCGAUGACGAGGCGGCGGAGGUAAACGAUAAGGCUGGCGGGAUGCAGGCGUCCGGGAGUAAGAAGGCGAGGAGCUCCCUUGACAUCAGCUCGGUUUUCGCUCGCCAUCGUCGCAUCGUAUCACCAAUCUUCAUGCGGUGGCGGGAGACCCCUGAUCUGCUGGGCGAGAAGCUGGGGUGGCAGGGCACGGCGCUGUAG
Dioszegia hungarica is the source of this 492-nucleotide messenger RNA. RefSeq lists its product as uncharacterized. The transcript has 2 exons. NCBI's taxonomy places the organism in Eukaryota, Fungi, Basidiomycota, Tremellomycetes, Tremellales, Bulleribasidiaceae. The coding region runs from base 1 to 492 and encodes 163 amino acids. The record is from RefSeq and is a predicted model, not a curated record.